ACGUUAGCACAGCUUGGACAACGCUAGCUUAGCUUUACUAUGGACACAGCACUUGGCCAUUGUCUCGCCCAAAAUCAGCACACUAUUAUACACGUUUUUACUGUUAAACUAAUCAGUUAAUUGGUGUCGGAAUGGGGUUUAGACUAUUCCAUUAUUCCGCGUAUUAACCCGACGUCUCUUUGUGGCUGAUAUGGAACAGCCUUCUGACAGCUCAGAUGGUUUACAGCCUCAGGAACUCUCCUCCACCUGCAACCUUCCUCGCGUUUUUGACCUGACGAAAAACAGCGAAGAAUGUCUUUUAAAAACCAACUCAAUCGAGGCCUUGCAUGUUGUCCAGCCACCGGGCUGGUAUCUCAGUUCUGGGCCCAGCAACGGUGCAGUGAUUCCAGAAGACGAGAGCGAUCCGUCACUGCAGCCCAGUGAGCAAAUCCAACCUGACAACGCGCUUUCCAACACAACGGUUACGCUCUCGUAUGUGACCAGUUCCCAUGUCUUUUCUGCCAAUGACUCGCUCUCGCAGCAUUCGCAGAUUUACAGUGUACCGAUAAGCAAAGCGUUUUCCCUUCACCCCACCGCGUAUGAUGCCAGCCAGCUGGUCAGCGACGCAGGUGCGGCACCGCUCUGUGUGGAAAUGGACCAACGCUGCCUGCAGCAGGUGUCUGUGCCUGUCGGCUUAGCCGCCUGCGCCAGCUCAUUCGAUUUUGUUACACCGGCACAGGUGUUAACUGGUUAUCUUCAGCAGGCACACAACAUCGGCGGCAUUCAAGAUGUCGAGAGCCUUGCUCUGGAAACACUCAGAACUUUACAACAGAACAACCCGGCUGAAUGCAAGAUUCCACUCAACCUGGACGAAAUUCAGAACGGCGCCGUUGGCAGCUUGUGGAACGCAGGACCUAUUGAUGGGAGCUUUUCACCUGGUCAUGUCGAGAACUUGGUGGAUCAGCACAAGAACGGCAACCCGGAAGUACUUUUCCUAAUCUCUAGAGCUGAUGAACCGGUUAUUUUACCAGAUAAUCAGGAACCUGCAGGUCUUGCUGUUUCGCUUAAUCAAGAUUUUAUAACAGCACUGGAUGGUUCUGUGUCACCCUCCUUUGCCUCCCUGAUUGGGGUAAAAGAUGCAACCAUUUUGCCACAGACUGCAGAAUCCCAAAGUGAAGAAAACCUUCUUGCUAAAGAAACAGACACUAGGCAGGAUGAAUUAAGUAAUGUGGAAUCUGAUCCUCUAACGAGUGCGGAAGAAAGAGAUUCAUCUUCUGCCCCUGAUGCAUUAAGUUCCACCAUUAGUGCUGAACUAGCAAAAAAUGCUGUUGACACAUCCAGGGCCAAAGAGUCCGAACAGAGCAGGGCGUUAUUCGAGGUUAAACAGAAAGAGGAGACUCAUGUACAUGGUGUGACGCGUAAGAAAACCCAUUCGCCUAGAAGUUCAUCUGCCAAAAAGGAAACACUAGUAAGAAAAGAACUUCCUCCAAGAACUAGAAGAGGGAUGAGGUUAGAGGCUAUCGUUCAGAAUAUCUUCCCUUCCAGGUACAAAUCCAGUCAUGUCUCUUCUGCAAAAAAAUGUCGGCGUUCUGACGCCCAGCCGGAUCAGACCACUCGUCUGGGAUCCAGCCAAGAUUUGUCAUUUGGGAACAACAACGACAGCAAUGUUUUACAGGAGGAAUGUCAUCAGAAGGUGGGAACUGAGACUAAUGAAAAGACAGCUCAAUUACAGGAAGAGUCCGAAGAAACAGAUGUUACAGAUUCAAGCAAAAUAUCUACCUCAUGUUCUGAAACUGUUUCAAAACAUUCACUAGCUAACCAAUCCCCAGGGAUAUCACACAAGCCCAUCAAACAUGUCAAAAAAUCGAAGAAACGACAGAACUUGUCAAACAGUUCGCCUGUAAGGGUGGGAAAAAGGACAGCAUUGCCUACAUCCAAACGUACAAAAAAACAGUCACAGAAACAAACUUCACCUAUGCGCAGCAAAAGUUCAGCAAGAGCAAAAAAAGUUCAUACCCCUAAAAAGAAAAGGAAAAAGCAUAAAGCAGGGCAGUCUUCCAUGUUCUCCCCACAGGAGCCAGAGAUAAAGCUAAGAUACGUCAGCUAUAAAGAAGAGAAAAGGGAAAAGAGAGAUGAGACCUUCUCGCCAUUCGUUCAUGUAAAACUGAAAACAUAUACUACCUGUACAGUAAUCAACUAUCCUGAUGAGAAUCCCUGGCUGAGCCGAGGGAAGCAGCCUGCACCAGUUGCGUCAGGGAAAAUGCCCACUACGCCAUGUCUGCAGUUCGGCCGUGUGUCUACGGAGGGCACCCGCAGGGGCUCUCUUGUGUGCUGCCUUUGCGGAGGCUCUGCUAAUGCUAUGGACCUAGGUGAUUUGCAUGGACCAUACUAUCCCGAGGGUUUCAGGCCUGAAGCAAGGCUGCCUCCUAAUCCGCAGGAACAGAGGGAGGAUGACUCCAGCGACUCAGAUUCAUCGAGCAAUCGGACUCGAAAGCCGCAUCACAAGCUCCAGGCAGUUGGUCUAGGGCCCUGUCAGAGAUGGAGUCGUAACGGUGAGCUUUCCUGCAGCCCCGCAGCUAAGAGACCCAGAACGGACACUGUGACAGACUGGUUUGCCCCACCCAUAGUGCCCUUAGAAGCCAGCGAGUAUUGGCUUCACGAGGACUGUGGCAUAUGGUCAGCUGGGGUCUUUCUUGUGAAAGGGAAGGUUUACGGACUGGACCGAGCCGUUAAGAUGGCAAAGGAGACGAUUUGCUCCUGCUGCCAUAAAAUGGGAGCAACAUUGGGCUGCUUUUUCAAAGGCUGCCCUAACAAGUAUCACUACAUAUGUGCAAUGCAGUCAGGUUGUGUUUUAUAUGAGGAAAACUUUUCAAUGAAAUGCAGAAAGCACAAGAACAAAUCCAUCAAAGGUGUAUCAUCUAACAAACAUAAGAGCAGGUGACAAAUGAAGAAGAUGCUACACAAGGAACCAGGAUCCUGUCUGCGGUUCAGCCACUAGACUGCCUCUAAGGGCAACUGACAGAAAAGCUGCUCUGGGACUCAGAAACCACAAACCUUAAUGCUUUCUCCUGCCGCUUCACUGUCACCAAGUUCUCUUCCAAACGACAGCCGUACCGAGCGUUGACGUCAGACGCAUCAGCACAGCUUUGGCUCGCUUGUGGCUGUUUACAGAUGAAGCCUAGUAUCUGAAAAGAUCCUCAGUGAAGUAUCCUUAAGGACCACUAUGGGAUAUAAUUUAGAACUAGACUCUCUCUGUCUUUUUCUCUCUUUCUCGGGAAGGAUUGCUCUAAAAGUAAUGUAGAGCAUAAACCAUUGGAAUAAAUAAAUUGCACAUUUAUAGGGCUGAAAGUAUAAGCCGUAUCUACUCAAUUUAACCACAGCACAAACCAAUCUACUAACUAAAGUUAAAUAAAUUCAAGGACUUUGUUGUGUAAUCAACUUGAACUUAUUUAUUACAUUUGGAUUAAAUUAAAUUGUAAGCUUUCAUUGUUUUUUUUUUUAGCUGCAAUUGUAUGUUAAUUUAAAAACCUGACUCCUCAGUGGAUUUUUUUUAAUAGACUCUCUAUAAAAUGUCAAAACUAUUGCAGCAAGUCGGCAGAUCAGACAUCAACGUGACAAUUGUUGGAUAUCAGUGUGGCGGUCAACUGUCCUGUCAUUGUCAUUUAUUUGCACCCAUUUUAAUAUACUUUUUUAAAAAUUAUUACUAUUUCUUUGUGUAAGUCAUUCUUACAGCCUGUAUGCUUGUGAUUUCAGUGGAGAAUGAGCAAACUGGACUUGGGAGUGCAAUGUUAGAGCCUGUAUCUCUGACUGAGGCGACAGUAUUGUCCGAAAUUUUCUGAACCCGGCACGUCUUUGAAAUAAAGAAAUUAAAUACAGAGUAAAUGAAUGAAACCCAACAAUAACUUGAUAAAAUAGUACCAGCAAUAACGCUAUUCAUUAUCUUGGUACUAUGCAACAAUCGUACACAUAAUAACCGGUGAGCUGUGUACGGUUGAAUGGUACAUAUCAGGAAUAUUAAACCUGCGUGGACUGUAUGUUAAUGUAAUUGCAGUUAUUUCACCAUAACGUAAUCGACAAAAUAACAAAAGAAGCACUUUUCGUUUUGUUUAUAAUGGCUGUCGAUAUUACUAUGUACAGCUUUGGUAAAACUGAUACAUGUGGAACACUGCCAUUUUAUUAAAGAUUAUUAUUUGAUGCGAUGGAACCAUUUAAAACUCAUUUACACAGUAAAAACUUAAUUACACAGCAACGUUGUAAAAUUUUUUUUUUAUUUCCUUCCUUCUUUUUUUCAUAAUGUCGAAUUGCCUGCCACACAUCUCAAGAGUAAUUUAUGUAAAUGAAAAAUAAGGGGCUGGAAUGAAUGUUGAAACUUGUGAAAGAACGUGUUUAUUAACACUUUUCUUUGACCACAGAAGAGAAAAUCCUGCAGUGUUUGUUUAUGACCAUCGGACUCAAUCUCGAUCCACGUUGUGUGCCAUGUUUCUCUCUUAUCUAUGUCCUUUCGUUGUAUUUCUGCAAGUCUUGCUGUAACAAAGGUUGAUUUAGGACAUUCUGUCCUCCACAAGCUUUAUAUUAUCCCACAAUCGUGCUGAAAAGUACCAAAAAAAAAUGUGCUCAUUUGUUGUUUUAAUUUCUUCUCUCAUUGAUUUCUUGUAUUGUGUAUUGUAAGAUCCUAUUCUCAGGGUUGAGCCUUACAUUGUUUGUCAUGUUUUUUACUCCCGAAAUUUAUUUAUCCAGGACUGACUACAAGAACACUCAGUCAGUGCUAAAUAAUAAAUUGGCUUCUUUUAUUUUUCUCUAA
Molecule: messenger RNA, 4780 nt
Organism: Clarias gariepinus (North African catfish)
Lineage: Eukaryota; Metazoa; Chordata; Actinopteri; Siluriformes; Clariidae
Product: transcription factor 20
Exons: 6
Coding region: 191-2920 (909 amino acids)
Biological process (GO): regulation of transcription by RNA polymerase II
Cellular component (GO): nucleus
Source: RefSeq, a predicted model, not a curated record